UAUGAGCCACAGAAUGGAGUAUCCUUCGGGUUCUCCGCAUAGGGGAGCUCAAGCUGAGUAUUCCCGCUAUCAACCCAAACUGACUGGAUCCCCUUCUGCGUCCAGGACCGUUGGCUUUGAGUCGACUACCGCAUCUAUGAACAGAGGAUAUGCGACAACGCUGAAGAACGAAUUCGGAUCCGUUCCGGAGAGCUUUUUUGAUUUCUCAAACCAAUUUACCGGGGUGUUGACGAAAAUGAAUGAGAAAGAACUGCUCCAUGGGCUGAACGACCGUUUCGCCGGAUUCAUAGAGAAGGUGCGUCAUUUGGAGCAUCAAAAUGAAUUGCUCGAGAGGGAAAUCGAGGAAAUCAAACAGAAGGCACAGUCCCCUGCGUCUCUGGCCCAGGAGCACGAGCCGGAGCUUAUGGAUCUGAGGAAACGAGUUAAUGACAUCACCCUUCAGAAGCGUCAGAUCGAGAUAGAGCAUCAGAACCUGGAGGAAGAUUUCCUCACCUUGAGAGACAAGUACGAGCAGGAGGCGCGUGACCGCUCGGAUGCAGAGAACGGCAUCCUUGUGCUGAAAAAGGACGCCAACGAUGCAUACCUCGCCAAACUUGAGUUGGACAAGAAAGCGCAGUCUCUAGUGGACGAGAUCCACUUCCUGAAGAAGAACCAUGAGGACGAGGUAUCGGAGAUGGUGGCCAAGAUCCAAGAGGCUCAGGUAACGGUCAAGGCGCACGACUUUGGCAAACCCGAAAUCACUGCGGCUCUCCGGGACAUCCGUGCACAGUUAGAAGGUCACGCUGCCUCCGACAUUCAGCAGGCGGAGGAGGGCUUCCGUGUCCAGUUCGCAAAGUUAACCAAAGCGGCAGAGAGCAACAGAGAGGUGCUGAAGGCGACCCAGCAGGAGAUCCAGGAGAAUAGAAGGUGCCUGCAGGGAAAAAAUAUUGAACUGGACUGCGGGAAUGGAACGAGAGAGGCCCUGGAAAAACAACUACACGAGUUGGAAGAGCGUCACUAUGCGGAAAUGAUUCAUUACCAGGACACUAUCAGGCAGCUGGAGAAUGAGCUGACCAAUGCUAAACUAGACAUGUCUGGCUACCUGAGAGAGUACCAGGACCUGCUGAAUGUCAAAAUGGCUUUAGAUGUGGAGAUUCUCUCUUACAGGAAACUCCUGGAGGGUGAGGAGUCCCGUCUGUACACCAUCUCUGACACCCACAUCUCCAUGCCCUGCAUCUACAACCAGCCCCCCGUCUACACCCUGCCUUGCCUGGCCCGGAAGGGAGGUCCCACACGCAGAUCUGUGCCCCAGUACAAGUUUGUAGAGGAGAUCAUAACUGAGACCACCAGAGAGGUGGAGAUGUCAGAGAUCGAGGAGACAGGCUCCGAGGAGACAGGCUCCGAGGAGACGGUCGGGGGACAGGGAGAGGAGCUGAGACAGAAGCAGGGAGAAGAGCGUGAUAAAGCUGAUAGGAGGAGUGGGGAAGAGGAGGAUGAAGAGAAAGAGAAAGAUGGAAGUAAAGUGGAUCUUGAAGUGGACGCCCCAGAGGAAAAGGGUGAACAGGAGGAAGAGUCUAAGAGACAGCAGAUGGAAACAUCAGCAGAGGUAGCGAUGAAUGGAGAUGGAGUUAACCCUAGCGAGGGAGAAGAUGGAGAGGAAGGAGAUGACGAAAGAGAGGAGGAAAAGGGGGAUGAGCCAGAUGAAGUAAAAAAGACAGAGGACAUUGACAGAGGUGAAAAAACACCAAGUGAAGUCAAAUCAGCUGAGGCCACCCUUAAGGGAGAGAAGGAAAAACUGGACACAACCGAGGAGCUAGACACCAAGAAAAAGGAGACAUUAGAAAAAGAUGACGCCCCAAAACAUGACGAGUCCAAACCAGAGGUUCCCAUGAACGGUGACAGCUCAACAGAACCCAAAACAGGAAGUUCAAUAAAGGGUGAACCACAGGUCCCCAUGGAGGACAUCUCCAAAGAAUCCAAAAAGGUGUCAGAGGAGAGAAAAAAAGGAAGUCAUUUAAAAGAGAAAAAAGAGAUAGAUCUGAAAGAGGAGAGUGCCUCAACAGAGCAACAGCAGGAUAGCCCAAAAUAA
Molecule: messenger RNA, 2068 nt
Organism: Coregonus clupeaformis (lake whitefish)
Lineage: Eukaryota; Metazoa; Chordata; Actinopteri; Salmoniformes; Salmonidae
Product: neurofilament medium polypeptide-like
Exons: 3
Coding region: 2-2068 (688 amino acids)
Biological process (GO): neurofilament bundle assembly
Cellular component (GO): intermediate filament; postsynaptic intermediate filament cytoskeleton; cytoplasm
Molecular function (GO): structural constituent of cytoskeleton
Source: RefSeq, a predicted model, not a curated record